This is a messenger RNA of Alligator mississippiensis (American alligator), 5971 nucleotides long. It is a transcript of the gene PARD3, whose product is annotated as par-3 family cell polarity regulator. The transcript is spliced from 25 exons. Gene Ontology annotation, cellular component: apical junction complex; cell cortex; adherens junction. The record is from RefSeq and is a predicted model, not a curated record. Lineage: Eukaryota; Metazoa; Chordata; Crocodylia; Alligatoridae. Gene Ontology annotation, biological process: establishment of cell polarity; microtubule cytoskeleton organization; intracellular protein localization. Bases 202 to 4266 code for a protein of 1354 amino acids. Gene Ontology annotation, molecular function: protein binding; phosphatidylinositol binding.
GAGCCGCAAUGCCCAGCGCGGCCAUCGCGGGGAGACAGCGCCGCCCCGGCCCCGUCCCGCCGCUGCUGCUGCCGCCGCUGCUGCCGGCCCCCGCCGGAGCGAGCGCCCGAGCCGCGCGCGGCCGCGGAACAGGUGGCCGGAGGCGGCGGCCGAGCAUGUGAGCGGGGCCUGGGCGCGCCCGGGGUCGCGGCGCCGGGCAGGAUGAAAGUGACCGUGUGCUUCGGGCGCACGCGGGUGGUGGUGCCCUGCGGCGACGGCAACAUGAAGGUGCUGGACCUGGUGCAGCAGGCGGUGACCCGCUACCGCAAGGCGAUCGCCAAGGAUCCAAACUAUUGGAUACAAGUACAUCGACUAGAGCAUGGUGAUGGAGGAAUCCUAGACCUUGAUGACACGCUUUGUGAUGUAGCUGAUGACAAAGACAGACUUGUAGCCAUAUUUGACGAACAAGAUCCACAUCAUGGAGGCGACGGCACCAGUGCCAGCUCGACUGGCACUCAAAGUCCAGAGAUUUUUGGCAGUGAACUUGGCUCCAAUACCACUUCAGCCUUUCAGCCUUAUCAAGCAACAAGUGAAAUUGAGGUCACGCCUUCAGUGCUUCGUGCAAAUAUGCCUCUCCAUGUGCGGCGUAGUAGUGAUCCUGCACUGGUUGGUCUUUCAACCUCUGUGUGUGAUACAAACUUUCCUGCAGAAGAGCCUUCACGAAAAAAUCCUACAAGAUGGUCCACAACAGCAGGCUUCCUCAAACAGAAUGCCCCUGGGGGACUACCCACUAGUCAUGAGAGAAAGAAAGAUGAAAACUACAGAAGCCUACCACGGGAUACUAGUAGCUGGUCUAACCAGUUUCAGAGAGACAAUGCUCGCUCAUCGUUAAGUGCCAGUCAUCCCAUGGUGGACAAGUGGCUGGAGAGGCAAGAACAGGAUGAAGAUGGGGUGGACGAGGACAGCAGUAGAGUUGAGCCAGUUGGACAUGCAGAUACUGGUUUGGAAAAUGCAACAAAUUUUUCCCUGGAUGAUAUGGUAAAGCUCGUAGAAGUCUCCAACGACGGUGGGCCUCUGGGAAUCCAUGUAGUGCCUUUCAGUGCCCGAGGCGGAAGAACCCUGGGGUUAUUAGUAAAACGAUUGGAGAAAGGUGGAAAAGCUGAACAAGAAAACCUUUUUCAUGAGAAUGAUUGUAUUGUCAGGAUUAAUGAUGGAGACCUUCGCAAUAGGAGAUUUGAACAAGCACAACAUAUGUUUCGUCAAGCCAUGCGUGCACCCAUCAUGUGGUUCCAUGUGGUUCCUGCAGCAAAUAAAGAGCAGUAUGAACAGUUAUCCCAAAGCGAGAAGAACACUUACUACUCCAGCCGGUUUAGCCCUGAUUCCCAGUAUGCUGACAACAAAAGUAUUAACAAUGCUGGACUUCACACUUUACAAAGAAUAUCUAGAGCGGGUAACCAGUCGGACCAGACAGACUCUUACUCACAGCUACCUCACAGUGUGAAUUCAUCAGGGAAACCACCAUCAGGCCUGGCUCCAUCCCCUCAAAAAGUUCUUACCUCCAUUGCAAACAGUGGAUAUAACACAAAAAGGAUAGGAAAGAGAAUUAAUAUACAGCUGAGAAAAGGUACAGAAGGCUUAGGGUUCAGUAUCACUUCAAGAGAUGUACCAAUUGGUGGCUCAGCUCCAAUUUAUGUGAAGAACAUCCUUCCCAGAGGUGCAGCCAUUCAAGAUGGGAGACUAAAGGCUGGAGACCGACUGAUUGAGGUAAAUGGCGUCGAUUUAACAGGCAAAACCCAAGAGGAAGUUGUCUCCCUGCUGAGAAGCACCAAGAUGGGAGGGACUGUGAGCCUUUUGAUUUUUCGUCAGGAAGAAGCAUUCCAUCCAAGGGAACUGAAUGCAGAGCAAAGCCAGUCACAUAUUCCAAAGGAAACGAAAGCAGAAGAAGAAGAUCUUGUUCUUACACCUGAUGGCACCAGGGAAUUCCUAACAUUUGAAGUUCCACUUAAUGAUUCUGGUUCAGCUGGACUUGGUGUCAGUGUCAAAGGUAACCGGUCAAAAGAAAACCAUGCAGACCUAGGAAUCUUUGUGAAGUCUAUCAUUAAUGGAGGAGCAGCUUCUAAGGAUGGCAGGCUGCGAGUGAACGAUCAGUUAAUAGCAGUAAAUGGAGAAUCCUUAUUGGGCAAGACAAACCAGGAUGCUAUGGAAACCCUAAGAAGGUCCAUGUCUACAGAAGGAAACAAACGAGGAAUGAUUCAGCUUAUUGUGGCUAGACGAAUAAGUAAAAGCAAUGAGUUGGAGUCACCUGGGAGCCCCCCAGGGCCAGAGCUGCCUGUAGAGACUAUACUGGAUGACAGGGAACGCAGGAUUUCCCAUUCGCUCUACAGUGGGAUCGAGGGGCUCAGUGAAUCACCCACAAGGAAUGCUGCACUAAGUAGGAUAAUGGGUAAAUACCAGCUGUCUCCAACGGUGAAUAUGCCCCAAGAUGACAUGGUUAUUAUUGAAGAUGAUAGAUUGCCAGUACUUCCACCACAUCUUUCUGACCAGUCAUCAUCUAGUUCUCAUGAUGAUGUGGGUUUUGGAACAGUGGAUGCUGGUGCAUGGACUAAAGGCACAAUUAAUGAGUCCACAGACUGCACUCUUAGCCCAGAUGUUGAUCCAGUGCUUGCCUUCCAGCGAGAGGGUUUUGGACGACAGAGCAUGUCAGAAAAGCGCACAAAGCAAUUUUCAGAUGCCAGUCAGUUGGAGUUCGUUAAAACACGAAAAUCCAAAAGCAUGGAUUUAGGUAUAGCUGACGAGACUAAGCUCAGUACAAUGGAUGACCAGAAAACAGGUUCCCCAACCAGAGAUGUGGGACCUUCAUUAGGUCUGAAGAAAUCCAGUUCAUUAGAAAGUCUGCAGACAGCCGUUGCUGAGGUGACUUUGAAUGGUGACAUUCCUUUCCAUCGUCCGCGUCCACGGAUCAUCCGAGGACGAGGCUGCAAUGAGAGCUUCAGAGCUGCAAUUGACAAAUCAUAUGAUAAACCUGUUGCAGAUGAUGAUGAUGAAGGCAUGGAAACCUUGGAGGAAGACACAGAGGAGAGUUCAAGAUCAGGUAGAGAAUCUGUGUCCACAGCAAGUGACCAGCCAUCUCACUCACUAGAGAGACAGAUGAAUGGAAGCCAAGAUAAGGGGGACAGGAGAAAAGCUGGGAAGGAUAAGAAGAAAGACCGAGAUAAAGAGAAGGAUAAAAUCAAGGCAAAGAAAGGAAUGUUGAAAGGCUUGGGAGAUAUGUUCAGGUUUGGCAAACAUCGCAAAGAUGACAAGAUUGAGAAAACUGGUAAAAUAAAAGUGCAGGAAGCCCUUACUUCAGAAGAGGAGAGAAUACGAAUGAAGCAAGAACAGGAGAGAAUUCAAGCUAAAACACGAGAAUUUCGAGAGAGACAAGCUCGUGAACGUGACUAUGCCGAGAUCCAAGAGUUUAACCGGACAUUUAGCUGUGAUGCUGAUCCAAUGUAUGCUGGAAUUGCUUCUUAUGACUCUUCUUCAAAUAGUGGUACAAUGACUUUGAAUAUCAGACCACAGAGCCCUAGGGAAGGACAGACUGUUGAAGCGUUGUACGCCCAAGUGAAAAAACCACGAAAUUCAAAAUCUUCACCUAUAGACAGCAACAGAUCAACUCCUAACAAUCAUGACCGGAUACAACGUCUGAGGCAAGAAUUUCAGCAAGCAAAGCAAGAUGAGGAUGUAGAAGACCGGAGACGUACCUAUAGUUUUGAACAACCAUGGCCAAGCUCCAAGACAUACUCACAGAGUGGCAGACACUCUGUGUCUGUAGAAGUUCAGAUGCAGCGGCAGAGACAGGAAGAGAGGGAGAGUUUUCAGCAAGCUCAGCGCCAGUACAGUUCAUUACCCAGGCAAAGCAGAAAAAAUGCCAGUUCUGUAUCACAAGAUUCCUGGGAGCAGAGCUAUUCUCCUGGUGAAGGGUUCCAGACUGCAAAAGAAAACCCCAGGUAUUCCAGCUAUCAGGGAUCAAGAAACGGCUACAUGGGAGGACAUGGCUUCAAUGCAAGGGUAAUGCUGGAAACACAGGAACUGCUCCGUCAAGAACAGAGGCGGAAAGAACAACAACUGAAAAAAAAGACAUCUUCUGAAGGGUCUAACAAUUAUGACUCAUAUAAAAAAAUUCAGGACCUUAAUUAUACUUCUCCAAAAGGCCCUUUUCGGCAAGAUGUACCACCUUCACCUUCUCAGGUAGCUAGGCUGAACAGACUACAAACGCCGGAAAAGGGAAGACCAUUUUAUUCUUGAACUGAAGCAAAAGAAGAUCAAUGUAUCACGCAAUAAGGAACAAUUUCAUAUAAAGACUCGUAUUUUGAAAACUUUUUAAACUGAUGGUACUAAGGGGUAUAUGUGUUGUCUGUUUCAGUGCCUUUAACAAUAUAGGCAAAGAGUUGGUGGGCCUUAUGUCUUUGCUAUUCUGUCUCAAGUGUUAUAUUCAUGGAAGGAUUUUCCACCAUUUGACAAUCAUACCUUAGGUAAGCAACAUGUCUCCCUUGGUUAUCGAGCAUCCUAGCCCAGUCCAAUGGCUGUCAAUGGCUUAUAAGAAUUUGUUAUAAUGCAUUCUGUUUUUCAGUGAGUUAUUACACCAACAUACAACACUGUGGCAUAAAAUUAAUGAAUUUGAAGUUGAAGAAAGCAUUGACAUAUAUAUUUUUUUUUUAUUUCUCUUGGGGUGAGGGGAGGGUUACAUAUCACUUUGGAGUGGAUAGGGCUCAAGUCCACUCAGGAUAUCACUUUAAGAUGUUUUAUGGUGGAGUCAUUUACAGUCUUUGUUGAUCAAUAUUUAACUGUCUAUAUGCUGAAAUUUUUUUUCCUACUAUGCACAUGUGCAUUCCCUCUCCCCCCACCCCCCUGCACUUAUAGAAAAAUAUUUAUCCUGAUUUGUGAGCAAAACAAUAUUCUGGCUUUCAGUGUUCCUGGGAAUCCUGUUACAUUUGUCUUCUAUUUUCACACACAAUGUAUUACCAGGGAAAUAACUAGAGAGAGGCUAUUAUAUUUAUAAAUAAAAUCUCAGUCAAGGCAGUGCAGAUAUAUCUGUUCUUACAUGAAGUAUAGGGUAUAGUGGAAAACCAGCAACUGGGUUAUAUAUUGUUUUUCAUAAACAUGAAUUUGAUCAGAUGAAAACCAUAUAUACGAAAAGAAUGAGGGGAAGAAUCAUCCCACCAUCAUCCUUUAUGUGUUGAUAAUCUGGUUUUAUUUUGUCAGGCUUGGGAGGGGGACUCAAAGCAAGAGAAAAAUGAAAUUGGACGUUUUUGGAUCAAAAAGCCCUGAAAAUAGGAUUUUUCUACAACCUGUAAAGUCUUGUGGGCAAUUGCCUUGUGCUUCCAUAUGCUGUAUCUUUGCAUUGUGGUUUCACAUCAGAAAUAAACUCUGAAGUGUUUGCAGAAGAGAUAAAUGGAGAAAAAAAUGUUACACAUCAUCCCAAAAGCGUGUCAGUGUCCAAAAAUAACCAAAGCAAAAUGAUUGCUCUAACAGUGAUAUUUUAAUGUGCAUAUGGGAUAUGAGAAUUUCUUUUGCAGCAGCUGUUUUUAUGUUUGUUGGUCUGAACUUCUUGUAUUGUAAACAUAUAGCUGGGUUGCUAAAGUGCCUGCAAAUCCUGAUGUGAAAAGGCUUGAGAAAAAAGCUCAGCAUAUCGUGUGAAAAAAAGAAAGAAAAAAAAUCAUGUAUUGCGUGAUUUAAAAUAUGCCUUUUUUUUUUUUUACCGGCACAUUUUAUUUUUGCGUCAACCUGUUUUUAGAAUAUAUGUGAAAUUUCAGCACACAUAACUGUGUCUUUUAUGCCUGUUUGUAAUGGUUUUUGCUGUUAAUAAUGUAAUCCAUGUUUAAAAAUUGUUACUAAUGUAAACACAUUGACGUUGGAUGACUAUGGCCCUUUUACACAGAGUUUACAAAACUGUGUAAAAUAGCUUUCCUUGUACAUAUAAAAUUUAGAAUAAAAGACUGUUUCCAUCCUG